AUGCCGUCCUCUAAAGACCGAGAUGCCGACGUCGUCGACGAGCGCCCGCGCGAGAAGCGACACCGGUCUAAGAGCGAGCGCAAAGACCGAGACAAGGACGGAGAUCGGGACAGAGAAAGAGAAAGAGAAAGAGAGAGAGACAGGGAUCGGGAUCGGGAUCGGGAUAAAGACAGAGACAGGGACCGGGACAGGGAAAAGGACAGGGACUCAGCCUUGUCGUCGUCUCUCCGCUAUCACCGUCAUAAGCCGUCCAAGCCGUCCAAACUGAGGCCUACCGACAGCGACACGCACUCUCGGAGCCACCGACGGCACAGGUCGAAGGAAAUGGAGAAGGAUGACGACCAGGAAUACAAGUCGGCGGCUGCCACGUCCAUGACCGAACUGGUACCGGAGCUAUCGAGAGGUUUGGGCAGCGAGCGGGGGAGCGCCCCGUAUCCGUCCUUCAGCAAAGCGCAUAGCAAGGAGUUUCUCCACAGCAAGGAGGAUAUUGCAGCGACGGCUGCCCGGCGGACCGAUCCGCUUACGCCGGAUGCCACUGAUUUGGGAAGCAGUGAGAUGAGGCGGUCCAAGUCCGUCGAUUCGCCUGCAGCAGCCCGGAACUCGCCCAAAGAGCCGCGACAGGACGACAGGCCGCCGUCUCCCCCAGACACUGAUCUGUCAGCUCAGAAAGACAGACCUGCGAGAGAGAGGCCCGAGACGCCGGUGUCAGUAAAGGAAGCACAAUCCCCAGUGCAGCGGUCUUCGUCUAGAGGCUCGUUUGUUUCCAGGUCCGCCUCUAAGCAUGAACCUAGAUCAAGGGUGUCCAAAGCAUCAAGUCAAGCCACAUUCGUUCAGAGGGAGGCGCAUUCGCCAAAACCCGCGCAAGGCGAUAGAUCAAGAGCAGCAAAUUCCGAGGUAACUGAGAUAACCGACAUGUCUACUCUGGAGCCCAGCUCGGCCGCAACAACGGCUAUCCCCAAGCGGUCUGCAUCCACAGCCAAGCCGCCAUCCGUCGAUGUGGCCGAUUCAUCCCCCGAGUCGGUCGUAGACUCGUCACCCAAGACACCAGUACAUACACCCCAAUUCCCGCCACCACCCAUGGUGCCUGAAAAGCAUCACUAUGCUACAUCGGACAUACCUACCCCUUCAGCAACAUCGGCCUUUAUCCCAGGCGCCCCUGCGCCUCCACCGCCUCCGCCGCCCCCUCCUCCGCUCAAUAUCCAAGAUGUACCGCGGGUAGACUACCUUAUGCAGAAUGGCGGGCUGCCGCACCCCGUUCCCAGGACGUUUCUCUCGGUUCUGCCCCGCCAAAACGGUACGAGGCCUUCUAAUCCGCCGCUCCAGGGCGCCGAAACGCUGUUUGCCCCGUUUUUCAAUCUUCUCAAUCAAUACCAGACGGUGCUCUCGGGUCAUGGCUCCAUCGCGGUGGCGACAGGCCAUCGGACCGUUGCCCGCCGUCUCCUCGAGCGGCUCGAGAAUGUGUUCUCCCGGGAUCUCCCCGCCGAGGGUUGUUCGUGCAUCAUGUGUGAACACCUAGGCGAGCCACGCAGGGGUCUGGGGUGGGGGGAGGUGCUCGAGAGGGUCAGCGGAAGGAUCGACCUGCCGGCUUGGCCUCCGUUUGACUUCUCCCUACUCAGCAGCAAGGCGGUCGAGGACCUGGCAGACGUCCCGCCACGGCCGUCCUCGCCCGUCAAAAUGGAUCCGGACAUUGCCGAGGAGUUCAGGGAACACUACCUCCGCCAGAGCCAGCGUGUGCGAGCUGCGGUCGCCAAGUGGAUGAGCAACUGCGAGAAGACCCCGGCGCCCCCGCCGCAGGAUAUCGACGACGAGACGCUGGCCUUUGCCAUCCUGACCAACCUCGACCCGGAAGACCGGCCGUACUUCAACGCCCUGCUCUCGGGCUCGCGUGAGCUACAGUCGGCGAUGCGCGCCCCGACCCCGGUCCGCAAGCACCGCAACGAUUUCAUCGUCAAGGCCGGCCUCUCACUGCAGCGGCUGUACCGCUUGCCGCAGGCGCCCCGCGACGCCGAAACGGCCGUGUACCUCGUCAAGAACGGCGGCUGGGUGCACGACCUGCUGUGCACCAUCUCCGACAUCAGCACCUCGGAAUGGGAGAUCCUCACGUCGGGCCGCUUCGACGGCUUCCUGUGGUCGGGUGCCGAGAUCGACGACGGGGCGGACUUCCCGCCAUCCGCGUCCCGCAUGGCCACCCCGGCAAGCGGCAUGUUCCCUUCCCCCUCCCGCAUCAUGAGCCCGCUUGGUGGAGUAGGGCCCAGGCCCAUGUCCCGGACCACAACCCCCUUUGGCGCCGGCGGCCCCUAUUCCCGCGGCCCGACGCCAGCCUCGUUCGUCAGCGGCGCAUCCUCGUCGUACCCUUCGCGUGGUGCGACCUCAGCCGUGACGCACGACGAGGAGACGGAAAUCGCCGUCGUCGCCGAGCUGGAGCGCGAAAUCUUCAACGGCAUGGAGGCGCUCGAGGACGCGUUUGAAAAACUCCACGAGCGCGCCAUGGCCGUGCGCGAGGCGCUCCGUCGCCGCGGCGCCGCGCUGCAAAUAAGCCUGCAGCAGCGCCGCGGCGGGUUCGGCGGGAGGGGGAUUGAUGUCCUCCCGCUUUCGGGCGGGAGUAGUGGGGUUUAUGACCGUCCCGCCUGGGCGGUGGGUGGGGAUGAUGAGAGUGUUGGUGACGGGGCGGAUAGUGAGUGGGGCGGGGACGAUAUCAGUGAGCUUGCGCCGGAUGAUUCGGCGAGUCAGGUCAGUAGUAAUAGGCUGAGGAGGCCGAAGAGACGGAGGGAAAGGGCGACGCCGGCUAUGAUUGAGGAGGAGGAUGAGCAGUGA
Messenger RNA from Canariomyces notabilis, 2814 nucleotides. RefSeq lists its product as uncharacterized. Bases 1 to 2814 code for a protein of 937 amino acids. Lineage: Eukaryota; Fungi; Ascomycota; Sordariomycetes; Sordariales; Chaetomiaceae. Gene Ontology annotation, molecular function: DNA binding. Gene Ontology annotation, cellular component: nucleus. The transcript has a single exon. The record is from RefSeq and is a predicted model, not a curated record.